Malassezia restricta is the source of this 483-nucleotide messenger RNA. Its product is annotated as signal peptidase I. The transcript has a single exon. The coding region runs from base 1 to 483 and encodes 160 amino acids. Gene Ontology annotation, molecular function: serine-type endopeptidase activity. The record is from RefSeq and is a predicted model, not a curated record. NCBI's taxonomy places the organism in Eukaryota, Fungi, Basidiomycota, Malasseziomycetes, Malasseziales, Malasseziaceae. Gene Ontology annotation, cellular component: membrane; signal peptidase complex.
AUGCUGUCUGGCGUAGCCGAUACCAUGCGCGCGUCAUCAUGGCGACGCCAGAUGGCGCAGUUCGUGCAAAUGCUGCAUGUGAUUGCCAUGGCGCUGGCUGUUUGGAAGGGCCUAGGCAUCGUGACGAAUAGCGAGUCGCCCGUGGUCGUCGUGUUGAGUGGCAGCAUGGAACCUGCCUUCCACCGCGGCGAUCUGCUGUUUCUGACGAUGGGAAGCAAGCCGAUCGAAGUGGGUGAAAUCACCGUGUACAGCGUGCCUGGCACUGAGAUCCCGAUUGUGCACCGUGUGACAGAGACACGACCGAAUCCAAAAAAGAAGCAUGGCCAGCUACUUCUUACGAAAGGCGACAACAAUCACGGUGACGAUAUCAUGUUAUACAAAGGGCCGCGAUGGAUCCGCGAUGACCAAAUAGUGGGGCGCGUUCAAGGGUACGUGGACAUGUCUCUCACCGUAACAGAUUCAUUCCCUAUGCUGGCUACGUAA